Daphnia pulicaria is the source of this 906-nucleotide messenger RNA. Its product is annotated as serine/threonine-protein kinase/endoribonuclease IRE1-like. Gene Ontology annotation, molecular function: ATP binding; RNA endonuclease activity; protein serine/threonine kinase activity. The record is from RefSeq and is a predicted model, not a curated record. Gene Ontology annotation, cellular component: IRE1-TRAF2-ASK1 complex. The transcript is spliced from 4 exons. Gene Ontology annotation, biological process: intrinsic apoptotic signaling pathway in response to endoplasmic reticulum stress; protein phosphorylation; IRE1-mediated unfolded protein response. NCBI's taxonomy places the organism in Eukaryota, Metazoa, Arthropoda, Branchiopoda, Diplostraca, Daphniidae. The coding region runs from base 48 to 860 and encodes 270 amino acids.
UGUUUUGUAAUAAAAAUACUCGUCAAGAAAAUGGCGUAAGGCAAGACAUGCAGUAUCCUCAUCUUAAAAAGGCUGCUGCUUCUCAAAUUUUGGGAAGAGGAGGUUUUGGAAUUGUAUACGAAGGAGAGCAUAAUAAUGCAAAGGUAGCUAUUAAACGGAUAGAACUUUUGAGGACCGAAGACCAUGUUAGAAAUCCUACAGAAGAGGAAAGAAUGAUGCGCUGUGAUCAUUCCAACGUUCUGAAGGUUUUUGCUGUUGAUCAAGAUGACGAUUUCAAGUACAUAGUACUGGAGCUCUGUCAGUCCACUCUUCAUGACUACAUCAUUAGGAAAUAUACCGGAUCGACGAUGCCUACAGAACUAGACGCUUUGCAUCAAAUGGCUUGUGGUUUGCAACACAUCCAUACAGUAGCAGGACUCGUUCAUCGAGAUAUAUCGGCUCAAAAUGUCUUGAUUCAAAGUCGUGAAGGUUUCCAGACUGUGUUGAAAAUAUCUGAUUUUGGAUUCUGUAAACCGGCAACAGAACGAGGUAGUUUUUCCAUAAGUAAAAGUGGAACAGGAACUACUCACUUUAUUGCUCCGGAGCUGCUCAUUGAUAAUCAACUAAGAGGUCAAAGAGGAACCAUCGCCUGUGAUGUAUUUUCACUUGGCUGUGUUUUCUAUCGUUUUCUGACAAUGGGACGACAUCCGUUUUCAACAGGAGACGAGCUCACAAUCACUUUAAAUAUCCGUGAGGGAAAUCAUAAUCUAAACGGAUUAAUCGAAGAUCAUUUUGCAAGAGAAAUCAUCAAAGAAAUGAUCCAACUAGAACCCAGCAAACGACCAAAUAUUACUGGUGUGGUUGAUCGCCUGUCUGCUUAAUAAAAAUAGAUCGAAUAAACUUGAUGUUCACAAUUUUUACCAAAAA